Cherax quadricarinatus is the source of this 1711-nucleotide messenger RNA. The record is from RefSeq and is a predicted model, not a curated record. Lineage: Eukaryota; Metazoa; Arthropoda; Malacostraca; Decapoda; Parastacidae.
GCCUACUAACCAACCAUCGUUUGAUGAAUUCAGUCAGGGGACGAAGUGAGGUGUCGCUCAGUUGACCACCUAAAUACCCCCCGGCUUCCAGAGAUAGAACGGGGUUUGAUGCACUCCAUGAAAGGGCGUUGAUUUAUGCCCGAUCACGAAUGGAGUGAGAUGAAGAGCCUGGGUGACUUGAUUCUACUGUUACAGGUCCCAUCGUGAGCCAGAUCACGAACAUCGGACACUGGGCAGCAUGCGUCGCCAUGGAAGAAGCCAGGAGAGGGAAGACUUUCACCUUUACAUUUCCCCUCCACAGCAAUCCCAGAUAACAUCCUUCUCCCAUUCCAAAUCUUCAGCCUCUGGCUUCCUGUCCCUCAAACCCUCAUCCUCGAGAGAUUUAACCUCCAAAACCUUAGGUUGUAAUACUUUAAACUCCAAAGCCUCCUCCUCCUUCUCCUCCUCUUCCUCCUCCAGUGCGUUAAUAUCCUCAACCUUGACUACCAAAGAUGCCUCUGAGCGAGAAAUGAUCCACAGGCCUUGGUCUCCCUCCUCCCUCAAAGGGUCACACUCCUUCCUUCUCUUACUUCUCCUGGCUUCUUGUCCCAACUUCUCUUCCUCUACCUCAACUCGAAGGAUUAACUCUCGAUUCCUCGACCUCGACUUCAGUGACUACUCCAACUAUAAUCAGGUUUAUCGGGCUAUAGACGAAGGCAUGAGGGACCCCAGACGACUGAACGCUGCCUUCAGGAGCGUCGAUAUGGGCAGGGCUCUCAACGUUUUUGAUGUUGCUCGAGCCAUUGUCCCAGAUAAGGCCGAUAAUGAGAUAUCCCACGAUGCCCUUGUCCUCCUCAUGAACGCUCUCCUGCAGGACAAUACUAUAGACGAGGAACUAGGUAACCAUAUUGCUGGAGAGGCAGGCACCACACAUGACUACAUGGUGGCACUGACUGCCUUCCCAAGACUCAGUGGGGCUGGCACUAACACCACAGCAACCACCACCACCACCACCACAACCACCGCCAUCCCCACUACUAUGUUACCCAACAUUACCCAGACCAGAGGCCUUUUUGACUUCCUGGCUAAUCCUUUCGCUAUUCCACAGAAGUGCUGGUACAAGAGCAAUCAGUAUGACUGCGGACUCUCGGUGUCUUGCGUUUUCCAGGGCUCCAAGCCCGUCGACCUGUGCUCUGGAGGCAUGAUCUGGUCCUGCUGCGUGCCCAGGAACAAAGUCGACGCUGUCGAUGAGAAUCUGGGAGCCAUCGGCAACGACGUCAAUCACCAGCAGUUCUUCAGUGGUGGCAGCCGCCCCAGCUCCUUCAACAACAACAGACCCCAUGACAGACCUCCACACAUUGAUUCUGAUUUCGAGCACGACGAUGACACUUUUUUCCCCAACACCCACAGACCCUCGUCUAUUCUCAGACCGCACAGACCUCACGAUAGACCGUUCAGACCACCCCACAGACCUCCGCGGCCGCCUCCUUUUAUCCGACCUGAUAAUGGUAGACCUAGUCUCGACUUGGACGAGAAUUUUAGUUCUUUUAACCGGCCGCAUAAUACUUUUAACCACUUCGACUCGUUCGACAAUCGACCUCACGACUUCGCUCGACCAGGAUCGAGUCGGCCUCGACCGCCGUUUUUAUCUGCGGGUCCUCCCGAGCCUGCUGCCAGUCGUUUCGGUAUGACAAGAUAUCCAUUGUUUUUCUUCAUCUUUAUUGCACUUUAA